AUGAUCAACUGUCAAAUGCUACAAGUUCUGGACCUCGGAAACAACUUGAUAGUGGAUACAUAUCCAGAGUGGCUGGGAGUUCUGCCUUUGUUGAAAGUGCUUGUUCUGAAGUCAAACGGGUUUCAUGGUCCCAUUGAUUACUACGGGAUAAACAAACAGACACAUCCCUUCUACCCAAAGCUGCAGGUUCUGGACCUUUCUUCAAAUUCUUUUAACGGUAGCAUACCUACACGAUUCCUCAAGCAGUUCAAGGCUAUGAUGGUGACUUCUUCAGGAGCUCCCAGCAUGUAUAUUGGAACUGAUCUAUCAUCAUUUCCAUACAAAGGAUACUACGGGGAAUCUGUCACGGUCACACUCAAGGGGCAAGAAACAACGGUACGAAUACUUUCAGUGUUCAUGUCCCUCGACCUCUCCAACAACAACUUUGAGGGUAUCAUCCCCAAUGAGAUCGGUGACCUGAAGUCUCUCAAGGGGCUCAACCUCUCCAGGAAUUCCUUCACCGGCGAGAUCCCUCCGAGGAUCACGAACAUGUUGCAGCUGGAGUCACUUGAUCUCUCCUACAACCAGCUCUCUGGGGAGAUCCCACCCGCAAUGGCGGCGAUGUCAUUCCUCGAGGUGCUCAACCUCUCCUACAACCACCUAUCAGGGAUGAUACCGCAAUCCAGCCAGUUCUCGACAUUCCCGAACACCUCAUUUCUGGGGAACGACAGGCUGUGUGGGAAGCCGCUAACACGGCUGUGUGAGACGAACCACGCACCAUCAGGUGCUGCUACACCGGGCUCUCCUAAAGAGCUGAACUGGGAAUUUUUGUCGGUUGAAGUAGGGGUCGUUUCUGGUUUGGCCAUUGUGGCCGCGACCAUGCUGCUGUGGGGCAAUGGGAGGAGCUGGGUGUACUGGCAUGUCGACAAGUUUUGGUUGUAG
This is a messenger RNA of Panicum virgatum (switchgrass), 921 nucleotides long. RefSeq names its product receptor-like protein 9DC3. The transcript has a single exon. NCBI's taxonomy places the organism in Eukaryota, Viridiplantae, Streptophyta, Magnoliopsida, Poales, Poaceae. The coding region runs from base 1 to 921 and encodes 306 amino acids. The record is from RefSeq and is a predicted model, not a curated record. Gene Ontology annotation, molecular function: protein binding.